CCUAAGUAGCCAGCUUAAAGCUAGCCGCCGCUGCUAGCUGCCGCUGCUAGCCGCCUGUCUUGCUCACGAUAAAUGAUGAUAUUCUGACCGGUGGCCGACAUUAACCUGGACAACUGCGGGAGAGCAGUAACAGCGAUCCAGCUGGCUAAGUGACUGGACCAGAGGACCUUGGCACCACUGUGUGCCAGUUGACUUCAAGCUCUUAGGAUUUCUGAGUCCAGCAGAAGAUGAACGGUCUGUCCAUCCGAGAGCUAUGCUGCCUGUUUUGCUGCCCCCCGUGCCCCAGUCGCAUUGCAGCCAAACUGGCUUUCCUCCCUCCAGAGCCCACCUACGCUCUUCUCCCUGACCCAGAUGCUGUUACUGCUGCUGGAACUGCGUCUGCGUCCGGCUCUGGGGUGGCUCUCCCCUCUCUCGGAGCCCCUGGACUGCGGUCCCGGCUAAGUGCUGGUGGCAGUGCGGACAGAGGAGGUGGAGGUAGUGGCAGUGGUGCUGGAGGAGGAGGAGGGGGUGGCGGCGGCGGCGGUGGUGGUGGUGGUGGUGGUGGUAGCAGUGGCAGUAACAGUGGUGGCAGCGGCAGUGGGGCAGAAGGCAGGUGGAAGCUCCAUCUCACGGAGAGAGCUGAGUUCCAGUAUUCCCAGAGAGAGUUGGAUGUGACGGAUGUAUUCCUGACCAGGUCUAGUCGAGGAAACAGGGUUGGAUGCAUGUACAUCCGCUGUGCCCCCAAUGCCAGGUUUACAGUGUUGUUUUCACAUGGUAACGCAGUAGAUCUGGGCCAGAUGAGCAGCUUUUACAUUGGCUUAGGAACACGCAUCAACUGCAACAUCUUCUCCUACGAUUACUCGGGCUAUGGUGUGAGCACUGGCAAGCCUUCAGAGAAGAACCUUUAUGCUGACAUAGACGCUGCCUGGCACGCCCUGCGCUCACGGUAUGGUAUCAGCCCUGAGAAUAUCAUCCUGUACGGACAGAGCAUCGGCACUGUGCCUACAGUGGACUUGGCAUCGCGGUUCGAGUGUGCUGCUGUGGUCCUCCACUCUCCUCUCACUUCUGGCAUGAGAGUGGCGUUUCCAGACACUAAGAAAACAUACUGCUUUGAUGCUUUUCCCAACAUCGAGAAGGUAUCGAAGAUCACGUCUCCGGUGCUCAUCAUCCACGGUACAGAGGACGAGGUGAUCGACUUCUCUCACGGCCUCGCCCUGUUCGAGCGCUGCCCCAAGGCCGUGGAGCCCCUCUGGGUGGAGGGAGCCGGUCACAACGACAUUGAGCUUUACAGUCAGUACCUGGAGAGGCUACGGCGCUUCAUCAACCAGGACCUGGCUGCACAGCACGCCUGAGACAGACACAGCCUCUCGGUGUUUGUUUGAAUGAGCGUGCGUGCGUGUUAAUGUGUGUGCAUGCAUGUACGAGUGCGAAAGGAGGUUGAAAGGUGUGUCUGAGAAAUAACCCCCCCCCCCAAAAAAAAAGCAUGUGUGAGUUUUUUUGUCACAUCUGUGUGUCUUUGAAGCAGCACACUUUCAGGUUCAACCUCUAACACAACGUUCCGUUUUCAAUUUUGAAGGUGAGAACUUUAAAAGAAAGAAAGAAAAACAAAUAAAAUCAGAUGUACCCAUCAGGUGAGAUAAGUUGCAGUCCUAAUGUGGGAAAUGUCGUCAGGUGUGAUUUCUCCAGUGUGUUCACUGAACUGAGAAGAGAAAACAUCGUGCUCUGUCCUAGAAGGCACACAGAUGUAAUCUUGAAGUGUGACAUUUGUGUGAAUGGGUGUGUUAUGACGCGAGUGUUGCGGGUCCAUUCAUAUCUCCGUGGACCCGUGACACCCUGAUUGGGCGUGUGUGUGUGUGUGUGUGUCUGUGUGUCUGUGUGUGCGUGUUUGUAUGUGUUAGCUGACAGUAAUUAAGGACAUCCUGAUGACUUGGACAGCUACGAGCUGAGGAGGCUUAUGGAGACUUAUCGAUAUUGGUGUAUUUUUUUUUUUUUUUUUUUUUUUUGUUUCUAUUUUUUUUUUAUUUGGUGUGUGUAUGAAGAAUACCUCCACGGCUUGACCAGCUCUCUCUCUCUCCGGUGGACAUACCCUGGUCAAGCCCGUGCCCCCUCCUCUGCUCUUUGUUUACCUGUUUAAUGGACAUCCGUCUGACUGCCAGGGCAUUUCCCAAGUUGUCGUCCAGCUAACACUAACCUGCUGCUCUGGGUGGUCUGGGGGUCCGUCCCCUGCUCCUCGGUGUCGGCUAUGGUGGAAACACAUGGACUAGUCUGGAAUACUCUCAUAGCUUGUUUGGCUGCUGGGCGUCCCAGAGGAUCAUUGAAUGACCAGGCUUUUUUUUUUUUUCUUCUUCUUCUUUUUUUAACGUGUAUUUCCUGGCUGUGGUCUUUCACACUUCACAGAAUCACAGCAGCAUCUUCCAGGGAAUAGCUGUGAUUUUCCUGUAUAUGUCUCCCAACAUUUAUCUCCACAAGAAGGGUUGUUUGGUUAAAGUGGAAACGGGACUCUCUGUAGCACUCUGAGAAGAUCUGCUUCGUGGGCUUUAAUCAAAGUGCCGUGGAAGUGCAGGCCUACUCAGUAAUUUUCAUGUCUCCUGUCUCUUUUGGAUUAUCUGGCUCUAAACAGAAAGCUCGAAGGCCUUCAGUAUACUAAUGGGUGACUUUAAAGGUUAGAGUGCACUAGCUUGCUAAAAGCCAGGAUUUAAGGGAAAGUUUGACAUUUGUAGGGGGGAAAAAAACACAUUUGCACACUUGCUCUGCUGCUGAAAAUGUGAUGAGAGGAUUUAUGCCACUCUCGCAGACACUCUUGGUCGUGGCUGCACCCAGACAAAACAAUUGUCCAGCACCCAGUAAAACCACUUGUCACAUGCAAAAUGUGCUGGUUGGUUGACUCAACCAGGCGUUUUCAUCUUUCGCAGUCUUCUCAUCACUGAGUGGUGUCGGUGCUCUUAUCUCAUUCUCACGUGGAAAACAAAAACAGCAGAUUCCCCUAUUGUCGAGCUACAUAUUCGAGUUUGAAGUGCAGCUGUUAAGGUCUCUGUGAAUUAUUUCUUUAUCUUGUCCUGGUGAACAAGCUCCCGUGAAGCUCAAAAGCUCUGAGGAAAUGAGACCAAGUAGCUGCUCAGUUCACCAAACUAAUGAGGAUUAUUCCCACUUUAUUCAGAAUAAUCAUGCUUCAUCAGAAUUACGCUGAUUAACAUUGAGCACAGUUUGUUUCAAUUGUCUCGUUCCAGUAGCACUCAUCAUCAUCAGUUACUCAUCCUCUCGUCGGUAUUCACCCUCUGCACAUUUCUUGUAGUGUUUACGUCUCGAUGUAAUUUAUCCAGCUGUGUUUUCGUCGUAGUGUGGGGCCACGGACCCGAACCAUACGUGUCGAUGUUCUGACUCACGAUGUUGACGUAGAUCAGGUGCCGGGAUCAUGUCUGCUCGCUCUGUUUCA
Salarias fasciatus (jewelled blenny) is the source of this 3412-nucleotide messenger RNA. RefSeq names its product alpha/beta hydrolase domain-containing protein 17A. Gene Ontology annotation, biological process: proteolysis; protein depalmitoylation; regulation of postsynapse organization. Gene Ontology annotation, cellular component: endosome membrane; plasma membrane. The transcript has 6 exons. The record is from RefSeq and is a predicted model, not a curated record. Lineage: Eukaryota; Metazoa; Chordata; Actinopteri; Blenniiformes; Blenniidae. Bases 228 to 1331 code for a protein of 367 amino acids. Gene Ontology annotation, molecular function: palmitoyl-(protein) hydrolase activity; serine-type peptidase activity.